AUGGAUGAAGUAGCAAACGAAGCGAAGGGGCGGAACAGCGCUCACCAUUCUACGGCACGAUGGCACCGAAACCAGCGGAAAGGCCGCGAAGAAUCCGGCAAGGCCCAGAAGAACAUUGUCAAGGGCGAUAAGAAGAAGAAGAAGCAGCGCAGGAAGGAAAGCUACGCCAUCUACAUCUACAAGGUGUUGAAGCAAGUUCACCCCGACACUGGCGUUUCGUCGAAAGCCAUGAGCAUCAUGAACAGCUUCGUCAACGACAUCUUUGAGCGUAUUGCCGCCGAAGCCUCCCGCCUGGCCCACUACAACAAGCGUUCGACGAUCACAUCCCGCGAAAUCCAAACCGCCGUCCGGCUUCUGCUCCCGGGAGAGUUGGCCAAGCACGCCGUUUCGGAAGGCACCAAGGCCGUCACCAAGUACACCAGCUCCAAGUAAAUGACGACCGACACUGCGUUCAAUCACACCAAACCAAAAGGCCCUUUUCAGG
Molecule: messenger RNA, 484 nt
Organism: Aedes aegypti (yellow fever mosquito)
Lineage: Eukaryota; Metazoa; Arthropoda; Insecta; Diptera; Culicidae
Product: histone H2B-like
Exons: 2
Coding region: 1-432 (143 amino acids)
Cellular component (GO): nucleosome
Molecular function (GO): structural constituent of chromatin; DNA binding; protein heterodimerization activity
Source: RefSeq, a predicted model, not a curated record